AUGGCUUCUUCUAUCUCAUCUGCCCAGGCAUCCUCAGAAAACACACCAAAGAACAAAAGCCCACUUGAAGAUGCCGUGCAAGGGAAAGGAGUUCAUGUUGAAGACGAUAAUAAAAUCUGCUGGGAUGACGAUGCAGAACAACACCCUCGAAAUUGGAAGUCAGGCACCAAGACAUACACCGCUGCCUUGAUAUGCUGGUUGGAAAUGUACAUGACGGCAAUAAGUUCCUCCGGGGCGUCUACUGGAAACGCGGCGCGAGAGGAGUAUGGUCUUAGCAGAACCAUGGCUUAUUUUGCCUUUCUUACCAUGUACUUGGUUGGCCAGACCAUAGGUGGCAUAUUCUGCUCUCCCAUCUCAGAGGUCUUUGGACGACGCACCAUAUACAUAAUUGCAGCAACCCUCUUCUGUAUUUCCUCAGUGAUAGUGGCAGCAGUACCAUCGGUAAUCGCCGUGUACUUUGGACGAUUCUUCCAAGGAGUGGCUGCGGCAAUACCUGCCACUGUCGCCUUUGGCAACUUUGAUGACAUGUACAAUGCUGAGCAUAGGAUCUGGGUCGUCUACAUCUAUACCAUUCUCGGUAUGCUAGGGUUGGCGCUGGGACCUAUCUAUUCGGUAUACAUCACUUCGAGCAUAGGCUGGCGUUGGGUUUACUACAUAUCCACUAUUGUUACGGGCGUUACCGCUGCUGCAUGCCUUUUCACCAAAGAGUCAAACGCAAAUCAAAUUCUAGACAAGAUCGUCAAAGAUAUACAGGAAGAGACUGGCAUGAAGGAUAUAAAACCUGGCCAUGCCGAGGGAGGAAAGCUUACCGUGGCCACCUUUGCAAGAACCGCUCUCUUCCGACCCUUGGAGUUCCUAGUUACAGACCCCCUAGUGCUUUUCUGCGCCAUCUUGUGCGCCAUUGCAUUUGGUCUCAUCUACGGUUUGACAGAGUCAUUGACCAUCGUCUAUACCGCGCCGCCGUUUAACUUCUCCGAGAAUGCCUCUAGUCUGGCCUUCAUCGCCAUCGCAAUCGGCGAGAUCAUCAAUGUUCUGCCCAGGUUCUACGACGCCUAUCUAUACAAGAAAUAUCGCAAAACACACCGACGCAUUGUUCCCGAGACCAAAAUUACCUCGUUCGCCAUCGCUGCUCCAGCGCUUGCCGUUGGUCUGUGGCUUUUCGCCUGGACGAUCCCACCGCGAGUCACCAAUGUUCCCUGGCCUGUCAGCAUGAUCGGUUUAGUAAUAAUCGGCUUCUGUGCCAAUGACUUCAGUUAUGUGCUCUUCGGGUACGCGACCGACAGUUACGGAGAAUAUGCAGCCAGUGCUGUCAGCGCCAUUAGCUUGACACGUACACUGACUGCUGCCGUGUUUCCACUUUUUACAUAUCAGAUAUACACUGGUCUGGGAAGUAAUGUUGCGACAAGCAUUUUAGCAGCGGUAGCGACUUUGUUUGCGUUCACGCCGUUCCUAUUUUUGAAGUACGGACAAAAAUUGAGGCAUCGAAGCAAGUUUGCGGUAGAUAAUGAGGAUGCUUUGCAGCAGGAGAACGCUCAUAUGAAGGACAGCGGCGAGUCAUCGCAUGAAGGAUGA
Fusarium coffeatum is the source of this 1572-nucleotide messenger RNA. RefSeq lists its product as uncharacterized. Gene Ontology annotation, biological process: transmembrane transport. Lineage: Eukaryota; Fungi; Ascomycota; Sordariomycetes; Hypocreales; Nectriaceae. The transcript is spliced from 4 exons. Bases 1 to 1572 code for a protein of 523 amino acids. Gene Ontology annotation, molecular function: transmembrane transporter activity. The record is from RefSeq and is a predicted model, not a curated record.